AUGGAUACCUCAAGUAAUUAUAGCGAAGAUCAAGAUUUAGCACCAAAUGAUAUUACAUUUGGUACUAUUCCAUUCUCAUUAAACUUUCAUCCAACCGAAGAUUUAUUGGUUGUCUCUGAUGCAGAAGGAAGAGUUAAACUAUACCACUACAAUCUCGAAGAGAACGAAAUAAAGUUUUCAUUAAGACCACAUAAAUCUGGUUGUAGACAAGCAAAUUUUUCAAGCGAUGGCAAAUAUAUUUUUACUGCAUCUUCAGAUUGCUCAAUGAAGGUCAUCGAUAUAAAUACAGGUUCAAUAUUAUAUACAAGAGAAGAGGCUCAUGACAAAGAUUUUAUGGUAUUUACAGGUGAUGAUGAAGGUACUAUCAAGGUAUGGGAUAUGAGACAACAAAAUAUUGUGUGCGAAUUUCAAGAGCAUGGUGAUUUCAUUUCAGACAUAACUACAAUUGGCGAUAAACACAUUGUAGCUUCAUCUGGUGAUGGUGGUGUUUCAAUUUAUAAUUUUGUUAGAAAAUCAAUGGACGAUAUAUCCGAGAAAUCAGAUAAUGAAUUAUUAUCUGUAAUUUCACUAUGUGACGACGAAAAAUUGGUAUGUGGUUCACAAGAUGGUACAAUUUUAAUUUAUGACAGAAAUAAUUUAGAAUCACAAAAGAAAUUUAUAGGACAUCCACAAUCAGUUGAUUCAAUGGUUAAGGUUAAUAAUAAUUCAUUUUUUUCAGGCUCAAGUGAUGGUAUUAUUCGUUAUGUUGGGUUACAACCAAAGAAACUUUUAGGUGUUGUAGGUGAACAUUCAACAUUCCCAAUCGAACGUAUGGCUAUCUCUAGAGAUAAUCGUUAUUUGGGUAGUAUUUCACACGAUUUCAGUUUAAAGUUUUGGAAUGUUUCUAGUUUUUAUGAAGAGGAUGAUGGCGAACAAGAAGAUGGUGAAAAUGCAGGUGAAACCAAUGUUUUUUAUAGUGAAGAUGAAGAUGAGGAAAUUGAGGGUGGUGAUCAAGACGACGACGCAAUGGCUGAAGAUGACAGCGAUAGUGAUGACGAUGACGAUGAAAGUGAAGAUGAAGAAUCCUCUGAUGAAGAUAUAAAACGUAAAAAUAAAAAGCAACCUUCAAAUAAUCCAUUUAAAGCUCAACAACAAGAAAGACAAAAACAAAAAGAAAAAGAAAAAAGAAGCUUCUUUUCAGAUUUAUAA
This is a messenger RNA of Dictyostelium purpureum, 1188 nucleotides long. RefSeq lists its product as uncharacterized. The transcript is spliced from 4 exons. Bases 1 to 1188 code for a protein of 395 amino acids. The record is from RefSeq and is a predicted model, not a curated record. Gene Ontology annotation, molecular function: protein binding. NCBI's taxonomy places the organism in Eukaryota, Evosea, Eumycetozoa, Dictyosteliales, Dictyosteliaceae.